CCCAUUUAGAUAAUCCAUAUUUCAUAUUCGUAAGUGGCGGUUGGUGAUUGCUAUACUCGGAGGCUAAAGGCAUCAUUACAUAGCGCCGAUUCCCACUCGCUCUCACUAUUUCUUGGCGAGCACCGUAUUCCCGAUGCCCCACUCCCUCUUCGUUCCUCUCACCGGUGCUUCUCAAUUUUGAGCCGUUUAAUAAUGGCGGAGAACAGCAACAGCAUGGGGGAGAGCGACAAAGAUGGAUCCGCCUCCUCUCCCGCGGUCGAGAGAAAUCUUCCUAGGGCAAGCACAAUGCCUAAAGGGACAAAAUAUGCUGAAAAAUCAGAGACUUCCUCAGAAGGACCAAAUCUAGAAAGGUCCAAAACUGAGAAACAUGGGCAAAAUAGUCCACAUGAUGACCCAACAGCCCAAUUAUUUGACGACAAGAUUCCUGACAAACAAAAGACGUUAAAUCAAAUAGCUACAGUGAAGGAUGAUGGGACUGUUGUGGUAGAUGUUCCAAGCAAUUUUGAAACCAAAUCAAUAAAUUUGAGAUCUGAGAAUAUAUAUGGUGAAGCAGUUGAUGAAGAGCCAGUAGAUUUGCCUGAUCUACAGUAUCGACCUCCGAUGCAAAUAGUCAUUCUUAUUGUUGGGACACGAGGUGAUGUGCAACCAUUUGUUGCUAUUGGAAAACUUUUGCAGGCCUAUGGUCAUCGUGUUAGGCUGGCAACUCAUGCAAAUUUCAGGGAAUUUGUUUUAACUGCUGGCUUGGAGUUUUAUCCUCUAGGUGGAGAUCCAAAAAUUCUUGCUGAAUAUAUGGUUAAGAAUAAAGGUUUCUUACCUUCUGCACCAUCGGAGAUACCUAUCCAACGGAAACAGAUUAAAGAAAUUAUAUUUUCCUUGCUUUCAGCCUGUAAGGAUCCUGAUAUUGGCACCGAUGUUCCGUUCAAAGUCGAUGCUAUAAUUGCAAAUCCACCCGCAUAUGGGCAUACACAUGUGGCUGAGGCGCUAAAAGUACCAAUUCACAUUUUUUUUACAAUGCCAUGGACACCAACUAGUGAAUUUCCGCAUCCUCUUUCCCAUGUCAAGCAAUCUGCUGGAUAUAGACCUGUUCAAGAACCUGGAAAAAUGACAAAGAUUAUUGUGGAGGCACUAAAAAUUACUGGUCAAAGAGGCAUCAUCAAUAAGGGCUGGGGUGGCCUUGGAAAUUUGGCAGAACCCAAGGAUUACGUGUACCUGCUGGAUAAUGUUCCCCAUGACUGGUUAUUCCCGCAGUGUAAGGCAAUGGUGCAUCAUGGUGGUGCUGGAACAACAGCCGCUGGGCUUAGGGCUGCUUGCCCAACUACUAUUGUACCUUUCUUUGGUGACCAACCUUUUUGGGGAGAACGAGUGCAUGCCAGGGGACUGGGACCCUCACCUAUCCCUGUUGAUCAAUUUUCACUAGAAAAAUUGGUUGAUGCAAUAAUGUUCAUGAUGACACCGAAGGUGAAAGAAAAUGCUGUCCAACUAGCCAAAGCCAUGGAAACGGAGGAUGGUGUUUCUGGAGCUGUUAAAGCAUUUCUAAAGCAUCUUCCUCCAAAAAUCUCACCUCAAGUUACACCUGAACCAUCAAGCUUCGUGGAUUUCUUGGUUGCUCCUAUUAGAAGGUGUUUUUUUUCACCUCAAGUUACAUUCUGUGCAUUUUAUGUUGUUAAAGAAAGGCAUUUAUGGUGGAACAUAUAUCUAUAUGCUAGAGUACAUAUAUCUUACCCUACCAGUUAUUAAUCAUCCCAUGCCAUCCCACGUGCUGGCUUUAAUUUUACGCCAUAAUGUACACGUCCUGGCCAUUCCGGUUCGUGGAAUUCCUCGACCCCUCGGCUUUCCCAUAGAGCAAGCGACAGUGGAUCCCACGAGAGUCACUACCGUUGUGCUGCUGCCACGCCAUCGCAUCACAGGCUAAACAUAAAGGCCUAAAGCAAUGAGAACCGGUGCAUUUUGUCUUGGGCGGAACGGGACAGCAAUACACGAGAGUUGGUGGUGGGUUGGUUUAAUUGUCAACGGAAGAAGACCGAGAAAGAGAAGAUUCCUUCACUUUUAAUUUAAUUAAUUGCUCGAUCAAAGAAGUCCGUCGAAAAGUGACCCAACACAGGUCAAGUCACAAUUAAGAGACACCCCAACCUUUGUUUUCACGCAUUGCUUUAUACUAAAGUGCGGUGUUGAUUGUGCACAUCACGGAUGAUUAUAAAUUUUUUAUCAGGCCUCCUGUUUGUUUAAACAACCAACUCCAACAAUUACAUCAAAAAUCAUACUCUUAAUGAAAUUAAGUUUCCUCAUAUUUCUUUUCAUAUCAAUGAUAAUUAUCUAACAUCUUUUUACAGGUUUUCUUAUCACCUGCUCGUAUCAUCAUAAAUUAUUCUGUAACACCCUUGAUUAGUUCCACAUUGAAAGUGUUACAACAUUUUGGUCAAUGGUUUGGACCAAACGAAAUUGAUAGAUCAAUUAGCCCAUUAGAUACGAAGAUGUCAAGCCUUUGAGUGAGGGUGAUUAUAACACCCCUGAUUAGUCCCAUAUUGAAAGUUCAUCAAACCCUUAUAAGUUAAUCUUAAUCUUGCUCACUUUCAAUGUAGAACUAAUCAGAGGUGUUACCCACUUUCGAUGUGGGACUAAUCAAGGGUGUUACAUAUUCUUUCUCAUAUGAACCUCUAUCUAAAUUAUUCACUAAUAUAUUUUUUUUAAUAUAAUUUCUCUAUUCUUUAAAUAAAUAAAUCAGGAAAGAAUUUUGUAAAGAAGGGAAAAUAUAGACAGGUCAUUUUAGUCAUCAACCAAAUUGACAAUGAGAGUCGUCCCCCUUAAUAUCGAGCAAGGAUUUUAUUAAUCCUCCUUAUUGAUAUCUCUUGGGAAAACCUUGACAUUAACACUUAGUCAAAGGAUUUUAUUAGAAUUGUUCAAAGGGUGGAUAAACUCGUGAGGCAUCACAACAAACCCAAAUUGUUUGGACCAAUUGGGAGGUAAUAACUAAUUAAUCACACGAUAUUAGUUUUCUAUACAUGCAAUACACGAGCACAUACAAAAAUACAUAUCUCUAAGCUUCAAGUCUCGCAACUAUCAAAUGAAUGAUUUAACGUGGCUAAGCGAAUGACAUUUUCUGCUUAUUAUGAUUGCAUCCAUUCUAUGAUCUAUCUAUAUUAUUGAUCUUAUCGAAUUGUCCAUGAUCAUAUCAUAUCUAAUAUUUUCUUCAUACUAUUUAUAAUAAACUUUAUGUUUUUUACCUACAUGAUAUAUUUCAUCAUCAAACCGUCAAUUAUACAAUAACCUCGUCUAUAUGAUAAAAAAAAGAAAAUCAAGAUAGCAUCACCACUAAAUCAAUAGGAUCAUUGAUUUAGUGGUGAUGCUAUCUUCAUCUUGAUUGUCCUCAUGGAGAGCAAACAAAUAAUCCAAGGUGAUGAUUUUGUGGUUAUCCUUUUGUGUGUUCAUUUAUGGUUAACCUCAAUAUUCUUGUCUAUUUUGGUGAUUCAGAUAUGAUGAGGAAAAUAAAGUUGCAUGAACUUUCAGCUUUGUAUGCUAGAUAGGUUAUAAUGAUAAAUUAUUUGUUUUCAUUCUUGUGCUACUUAAUGCUCCUAUUGAUGGAUCUUCCUGUACUGGUGCAAAUUCAGCAUUCAUGCUUGAGAAGUGAUAUUGCUUUAGCUUUGGGCUAUAUGGUAAGAAUUGCAUUAAGCAAGCAUUUGAUUAAAGUUAAUAUGACUUACGAAGCAGAAAUUAUGUCUGUCCUAUUCUUUGUCGUUUUUCAUUGGACCUCCUCUUGUUAGCUGCUAAAGAACUUGCUCCCAAUUUCUCUGAUUAGUAUCUCACUUUACUGAGUAGAAACACUUAUGGUGAUUGGAAGUCCAUAGUCAAGACUGCAGGAAAGAUUUAGUAUUGUUGCACCUGUGGAACCAAUCUGUAAGAUCUUUGCUUUUAUGUUGCUUACAUCUAUCUAUUCAUAUUUGAGCCAUACUUCUGUUAUGUUGCUAUAACUUGGAGUCUAUUUUUUUGUAGAGUGCAUGAAAUGGAGAUGAUGUCAGUGGGUCUUUCAUGGUAUAUAAGCAAUUAGGCCAUACAAAAGCAUCAUUAACAAGUACAGAGGGUUAUAAUCCCAACUAUUUGGGGUGAGCUACAUGAAUGAAUCCUUUUCAUUUAUUUCUAAUAACAGUGAUAUCCUAGUGCAUGUUCUAAUUUGUAUUGCGUGAAAAUCCAUCUUCUAAAUUAUGGCAAUGUAUUUAAUGGCUACUAGAUGACAAACACGCUAUUCCUUCUUCUCCUUGAUUGAUAUUCAUGCAAUUAGGCAAGCUUGAUUCUCUUAGCCUAUUUCUGUGAAUUUUGGCAUUUUGUACUGUUUAGGUCCUGAUACAUGUUAUAAAAUUCUCCUUCUGUUUUGUUUCAUAUCUGUUUCUUGUACUGUUUAAGUCCUGAUACAUUUUGUACUAUUUCUAGGUAUUUCCAAUAUCUGUUUGUUCGUAUCAGACUCGUAGUUUGUGACUUCGAUAAGUUCUAUUUUCUCGUAGCUUGUUCUUGUUAAAGACCCAAACUGUUUGUGGAAAAUUAGACUGCCAAAAGUCGUAGAUCAUGUCUAUGAUCUUCCUUUUGUUCCAUUACUUUUUCUUCUGAUUGAGCAAACUUUUACUCCAUAGACUAUGAACGUCCUGAAAGCCACAUGCCAUUGUGCAGUUGCACAAACAUUUCACAAGAUUAGUGGGAAAUAGUAUCAUAGCUUACUCUCUCUUAUUUCAAUAGCUGACUUGAAUCUACAGCCACAUGGGAUUUACUUAAAAUUGUCUUCAGUGAAAUACCUUAAGAGAUUAAGGUGACUUUCCAGGAUACCCUGCAUGUUUUAUCAAAUAUAAUAUGAAUUUAUAAGUAGCAAAAGGAUGAUUCUUCAUUUCCUUGAAAUGCAAUGGUCUAUUCUUGGAAUUAACAGUGAAGAGUGGGUUUUCCCUUCGUAUCUGUCCAUUCUAAGGGGCAAGACACUCUGUUUCUUCUGUUCUCUCACAUCAGGUAACCAUGCUAAACCACUAUGAAACAACUGGUCCCAGUAAAUUCCUAUACUGUAUAAAAUAGGCUAAACCUCCAAGAAGACUUGUUUGUUUCUUGGUGCAGAUCAUGAAGUCACUAUGAACCAGAGCAUGUCUUUAUGAGUAGUCCUUGAUUUGCUUAGUGCAGUUUGAGACUUCACCCCCAGUUCAAGGUGCUCAGUUGAUGGUGAACGCUUGGAACAGGUGUCCUGAUUUUUUGGUUGAAUAGACAUCACCUUUUGUAGUUUGGCAUCAACAUGAUAGCCAAUUCCCACACAGGUGUCUUUCAUGCUCAAAGUACCUGACAACUGUUUGACAAAUGUUGUGGAUCUUCCCUGGGAACAAUCCCGUCGACAAAUAUCCACAUUGGCAAGAAUCUGCAUGAGCCACUUGGAGAUCUGUAGAUGUAGAUGGAGGACAUGUAGGUUAGCUUUCUGUCAUCAGCCUCCAGAAGAGUGGAGGAUGAGACUUGUUCCAAAUGGUUCAAGGUCCGCAAGGAGGUCAAGCCCAAUGGCUGUAGGAAGAUGUAGGGCUGGGUCAUGUUCAGACUUGAAGCAAGAAAGAAGGAGCUCAGAGCUCCCUUCUCUGCAGGACGAAGAUGUAAAUGCUGGAUCCUACUGAUUCAUAUCCAAGUCAAUUAUGGCCAACAAGUCUUGGAUUCUUGUGAAAAUUCUUGUGUCAGAAACCUCAUGGUGUUCCCCCACGUAACAUUUUUUUUGUUGUUUUUCUAUACUCGACAUGUGCAUUAUCUUCUUCGACAUUCAAAGAUCAGAUCCUGAGAGUACAAAGCUUUUCAGUA
Musa acuminata AAA Group (dessert banana) is the source of this 5799-nucleotide messenger RNA. RefSeq names its product sterol 3-beta-glucosyltransferase UGT80A2-like. Lineage: Eukaryota; Viridiplantae; Streptophyta; Magnoliopsida; Zingiberales; Musaceae. Gene Ontology annotation, biological process: carbohydrate metabolic process. Gene Ontology annotation, molecular function: hexosyltransferase activity; UDP-glycosyltransferase activity. The transcript is spliced from 14 exons. The record is from RefSeq and is a predicted model, not a curated record. The coding region runs from base 193 to 1737 and encodes 514 amino acids.